Neofelis nebulosa (Clouded leopard) is the source of this 3235-nucleotide messenger RNA. RefSeq names its product SLU7 homolog, splicing factor (gene SLU7). Bases 142 to 1902 code for a protein of 586 amino acids. Gene Ontology annotation, molecular function: pre-mRNA 3'-splice site binding. NCBI's taxonomy places the organism in Eukaryota, Metazoa, Chordata, Mammalia, Carnivora, Felidae. The record is from RefSeq and is a predicted model, not a curated record. Gene Ontology annotation, biological process: mRNA splicing, via spliceosome. Gene Ontology annotation, cellular component: spliceosomal complex. The transcript has 16 exons.
UGUUGCAGCUCGUCCGGAAACUACCGGAGUGGCUGCCGGGAGAGGGCGGAACAACAGGAAGUAAACAUUGACAGACUGAUCUCGUCUUUGUCGGAAGUCUUUGGGGUCGGCUGUGGCCGGACUGGAGGGGUCCAGAUAACCAUGUCAGCUACAGCUGUAGAUGCAGUUAAUGCGGCCCCCCUGUCAGGGUCCAAAGAAAUGAGUCUGGAGGAACCAAAGAAGAUGACCAGAGAGGACUGGAGAAAGAAGAAGGAGUUAGAAGAGCAGCGGAAACUGGGUAAUGCUCCUGCAGAAGUUGAUGAAGAAGGAAAAGACAUCAACCCUCAUAUACCUCAGUAUAUUUCUUCAGUGCCAUGGUAUAUUGAUCCAUCAAAAAGACCUACUUUAAAGCACCAGAGACCACAACCAGAGAAACAGAAGCAAUACAGCUCAUCUGGAGAAUGGUACAAGAGGGGUGUAAAAGAGAAUUCCAUAACUACUAAGUACCGCAAGGGAGCAUGUGAAAAUUGUGGGGCCAUGACACACAAAAAGAAAGACUGCUUUGAGAGACCUAGGCGAGUUGGAGCAAAAUUUACAGGUACUAAUAUAGCUCCAGAUGAGCAUGUCCAGCCCCAGCUGAUGUUUGACUAUGAUGGGAAGAGGGACCGGUGGAAUGGCUACAAUCCAGAGGAACACAUGAAAAUUGUAGAGGAAUACGCCAAAGUUGAUCUGGCAAAACGAACACUGAAAGCCCAGAAACUCCAAGAAGAAUUAGCCUCAGGGAAAUUAGUGGAACAAGCUAAUUCUCCAAAACACCAGUGGGGAGAAGAGGAACCAAAUUCUCAAACGGAAAAAGAUCAUAAUAGUGAAGAUGAGGAUGAAGAUAAAUACGCAGAUGACAUUGACAUGCCUGGACAGAACUUUGACUCUAAGAGGCGAAUUACUGUCCGGAAUCUCAGGAUUCGAGAAGAUAUUGCAAAAUAUUUGCGGAAUUUAGAUCCAAAUUCUGCUUACUAUGAUCCCAAAACUAGAGCGAUGAGAGAGAAUCCCUAUGCCAAUGCAGGAAAGAAUCCAGAUGAAGUGAGCUAUGCAGGGGAUAACUUCGUUAGAUACACAGGAGAUACCAUUUCAAUGGCUCAGACACAGUUGUUUGCUUGGGAAGCCUAUGACAAGGGAUCUGAAGUGCAUCUGCAGGCCGAUCCUACAAAACUAGAGCUGUUGUACAAGUCCUUCAAAGUCAAAAAAGAAGACUUUAAGGAACAGCAGAAAGAAAGCAUCCUGGAAAAGUAUGGUGGCCAAGAACACUUGGAUGCCCCUCCAGCUGAAUUGCUUUUAGCUCAGACUGAAGACUAUGUGGAGUACUCAAGACAUGGGACAGUCAUCAAAGGACAGGAGAGGGCUGUCGCCUGCUCUAAGUAUGAGGAGGAUGUGAAGAUCCACAAUCACACACAUAUCUGGGGAUCUUACUGGAAAGAAGGCCGAUGGGGAUACAAAUGCUGUCACUCCUUUUUCAAGUAUUCCUAUUGCACUGGAGAAGCUGGGAAGGAGAUUGCUAAUUCAGAGGAAUGUAUUAUAAAUGAUAUAACUGGAGAAGAAUCUGUAAAAAAACCUCAAACGCUCAUGGAGAUGCAUCAGGAAAAACUAAAAGAAGAUAAAAAGAAGAAAAAGAAGAAGAAGAAGAAGCAUCGAAAGAGCAGUUCAGAUAGUGAUGAUGAAGAAAAGAAACAUGAAAAAUUGAAAAAGGCCCUGAAUGCAGAGGAAGCCCGCCUUCUUCACGUCAAGGAGAUUAUGCAGAUUGAUGAGAGGAAGCGGCCUUACAAUAGCAUAUAUGAAACUCGGGAACCCACUGAAGAGGAAAUGGAGGCCUAUAGAAUGAAACGUCAGAGGCCGGAUGACCCCAUGGCCUCCUUCCUUGGACAGUAGUAGCUAGUUACAGACAGUCACCCAAGAUAGAUACAUAGAUACAUUCUUUUCAGCUUCUUGCUGAUAAUUGUAGGUGGAAAACCCCUUGACUACUCUUUUUGCUGCCUGACUUUAAUAAAGCUUCCAGAAGUCUUUUAGUAAAUUCAUUUCUUUGUACACCGAAGAAACAAGAAAAACAAAGAGCAAUUCAUUAAGUGUAUGUUAAGAUUUUUUUUCCAAUUUUAUUUUAGGUGAUGUGGAAAGAGGCCUUGGCUCUUUACCUAGCAAGAAUGUCUUCUACUCAACAUUAUUAAGGCUUAAACUUUAUCUCCACAAUUCAUAUGGCCCUUUAUCUAGUUAACACGCAUUUUGAAGGCAGAUUAGUUACUCUUUCUCAAAAUCAGUGUUUCAUUUUUUCAAAUUAUUAGUAACUAUAAUUAUAGUUAUUUGAGAAUCCUUUGUUUUUGCCUUCUAAGGUUUCCCUGGUCUGAAACUAAAAAAAUUAUUCUAUCUUGGGUUUUGGGUUACUGAAAGGAAACCUGUAGAACAUAUGAGUAACUUUAUCUCCCAUGUCAAUCUGUAUAGUAAUAAUUCUGUUUUCUGCUUGGUUAUAAAAUUUUUAUUUUUAAAAUAUUUCCUUGUACCUUACAUCCAGAAUAACAGAAAAAUAAUAUUUUGUCAUCUUUGAGCCAGUGUUGUGACGGUCUUUUAUCAUUCUGGACUUGAGCCUUUAAACACAGAAAUCCUUUCCUCUAUCAUAGAAAAUACAGUUUGUGAUACUAUUUGUUGCUUUAAUUGUGAUUGCCUUUAUGUAAUAAUCAUGAAUAUUAAAUUUUAAAAGAUUGUAGAAUAUCCAUUAUACCUAAUACCUAUAGUAAGCAGGUGUCUGUAAAAUUUGCAAAAAGCAAAACCUGAAGUUGAAGGUUUCUUCGAAGAAUUAUAAGGAUAGCUUGUAGGGCUAUUAAUAACUGAGACCGCCAUGAUCCUCAGGGCUCUUCUAAGACCAUCAUGAAAAUAAUACAGAGUGGGCUCAAUGAAAACAGCCUGUUUCAAACCCCUGAUAGAAGUACAUUGGCUUUUUAACAGCUCACCAAAACUGAUUAGGAUACAGCUGUAAGUUACCAUCUCAGAAAUAGUAACAAUCGAAUUGUCAUGUACUAUGAAUAUAGUGUGUAGAUUCAGACUACUGUGCAAUUAAAAAAGCAAUGCAAAUGGAGGUAAUUCUUAACCUAUUUCAAGAAAGUCAAUGACUUAUGUGUUCAUAUUCCUACCUUACCAUGGGGUGGUUCCAUAAAGUGACAAUGUCUAUUUUGUAUUUUAUUUAUCUUUUGGUAAUAAAGAUACAUAAUUAGAA